Molecule: messenger RNA, 2163 nt
Organism: Fusarium subglutinans
Lineage: Eukaryota; Fungi; Ascomycota; Sordariomycetes; Hypocreales; Nectriaceae
Product: transcription activator acu-15
Exons: 1
Coding region: 1-2163 (720 amino acids)
Biological process (GO): positive regulation of transcription from RNA polymerase II promoter by galactose; DNA-templated transcription
Cellular component (GO): nucleus
Molecular function (GO): DNA-binding transcription factor activity, RNA polymerase II-specific; RNA polymerase II cis-regulatory region sequence-specific DNA binding; zinc ion binding
Source: RefSeq, a predicted model, not a curated record
AUGAGUGAACCAGGCCCUCGAGCGACUGAAGCUCACCAAACACUCGCGUUUGUUAGGCGGAAGCGAAAGCAAGUUGGCAGAGCCUGUGAUGGCUGUCGACUCCAACGGAUAAAAUGCGACAACAGCGUUCCAUGCCUCAACUGUCGAACGCGCGGCCGUGAGUGCAGCAACAAUAACGCCCCUACCGUGUCGACUCUUCCUCAAGCGCAAGAUGAGAUCGACAAAUUGAAGCGACGGGUGAAAGAGCUUGAAGCACAACUUUCGCAGGCGCGGAAUAGCGAGACACCCGCUUCACAACAACAGGAACCGACGCCGCCUGGCGGAUCACCAGCUCUCCCAAGACCAGCGACUCAGGAAAACAUCAAGACGAAAUUCUGGGAUGGCGUAUACCUUCGCCCAGCACGAUCGCCACACAGCGCUUGGUUCGGGCCUUCAUCACUUUACUUCUUCAUUCAUCGACUCAGCACAUUUCUCAGCGCUCAAGCCGACCACAUGCUCAUUCACCUCGCCAGCAACCUGGAACAGUUGGGCCAGGCGGCCGUGCCACAAGACUCUUCACGACUGUUGGCGCCACUCACGCGAGUCAACGAGGAAGGCUUCUAUCUGACCCCAGUUCAGGAAGGGUUCUUCAUCAAUCUGUACUGGGAGACCUACCAUACAUGCAUCUAUGCCGUGGUCGAUGAGGCGAGCUUCAAGGCGCAUUACCAAUCGCUCUACGUCGAUGUGCCGGCCGGAUCGCCGAGGAAGCCAUCCGCAUUGGUGGACAUCAUACUCGCCAUGUGUAUGCAAUAUCAUACAUCCGCGCUCCCAUGUGGCCAGCAAGGCAACAUUCUUGAAGACAACGACGCUACCAUGGCCGGCCGAUGGUACUAUAGAAGGGCACAGACCCUCUUGGCUUGUGAAGUCGAGAGUCCAUCCAUCUCAACUCUUCAAUGCCAUUUGCUCUGCGCUUUGUACGUCUGCGGGGGAUCCUUUCACAACAUGGCCGACACAACCAUUUCCCUUGCGAUCCGAACAGCCUACAUGCUAGGCCUACACUUGAAUCCACCGCCCGCAAUGCCACAACGCGAGCGCGAAUUCCGGCGACGACUAUGGUGGUCCGUUUUUGAGGCUGAUUCGAAGGUCGGUAUGAAAGUCGGCCGCCCGUUCCUCAUCCGCGACUCGUAUGUCAUGCCCGAACUACCCAGCGAUACCCUUGAAGUAGCUAUUGAGUCAGGCUCGGCAUUUCCUCCCAUCGGAGAUAACGCUACGUGGCUCAGUCUCAAUCUGCAGCGCACAAAGUUAUAUCAAACCGCGAGAACUCUCAAUCAAGCAUUUUACGGGUACGCGCUCAACAUUGCCGAUGGGAACUCCGUCUAUGAUGACCCAAACACGAUGGAGGAUCUUGCAAACGCCUGGGGCCCACGAACAAUAGCUCUGACAGAGUGGACGAAACAGAUUCCCCGAGCCCUCAAGACAAGCCGGAAAAACGGCAGCCCCUACGCCCUUGAUGACUCCAUUCUCGACAUCGAGCCGUUUGCACCACAGUGGCUUCAGCGACAGCGCUUCCAAUUGGAACUCGAGUAUCACCACCUUUGCAUCGGCCUCCAUCGCCCGUUUCUAUCUUUCGCUCUACAACAGGGAAGUUUGGCAACCGCAAUGGCAGCCAAGUGCGCCCAACAUGCGAUGCAGCUCACAAACAUAACCCGACAAGUCCUAUCCAAGACUUCAACACUCAACGGCUGGCAUGAAGCUUUCCAGUGGCAGUGGAGCGCUGCAAUGACCUUGGUAGGGUUUGCUGUUGCGUACCUCAAUCACCCAUUCGCGCCAGCUGUACGCUCAUCAAUAAAGGUCGCUGUCUCCGUUCUCGACAUCUUCGCCCGUAGCUUUGAUGCUGCUUCUAAAGCCGCCGUCAUCGUCCGUACCCUCCACACGAACAUCGAGUCCGUCAUGGCCCAGCUCGAGAUGCAAUCGAGCCCGGCGACUGUGACAGCCAUGGAAAAUCCCCUCUUGUAUAAUGUCCCUGUUCAGGGAGGCAUAACGAACACGGUGGUCAAUCAGUUUGAUGCGAUCAGUGGAGAUUUCGAUCUUCUAGAUAUGGCGAUGAAUGUGGACUUUUGGGCCGAUCUCGACAUGCUUCUACCAGGGAUUUCAGGGUCUACAACUGAUACAACUGCGACUUAG